Molecule: messenger RNA, 6258 nt
Organism: Paramormyrops kingsleyae
Lineage: Eukaryota; Metazoa; Chordata; Actinopteri; Osteoglossiformes; Mormyridae
Product: neurexophilin-2
Molecular function (GO): signaling receptor binding
Source: RefSeq, a predicted model, not a curated record
CACCCUUAUACUAGUGCAGCCAGAGGAAUGAUGAACGUCGCGUCUCCUGUUCAUACUCCACAACUGUAGGGGGCGGUGUGCGUGGUGCGCUAGUUUUCCACAGCUUUAGAAAUGUAUAGAAAAAGAAUCAAUUGCGUGUGAUUGGUUAAAAAAAAUUGUGCAGCGCGUUUUUCACGUCACUGUUGAAAAACGUACAAACUGAAUUUUAAACUAAAUUGUAACAAAUUUAAGUACAGUUUUCGAGGUUUGUAACAGAUAUUGGAAUGACUUUGGAAAAAUGGAGGAAAAUAUGCUGCAGUUUUAAAUAUUCAGCUCUGUAGUGAAGCAGAACUCUAGUUUGGUCCCAGUCUGCUGCAGAGCUGACCAGCCUCGACCAGGGGAAGUCACCGUGUGCACAUGCCUCGCAGGCCUCGGCCGCCUCUCUGCGUGGGUACCAGUCCCCCCAAGCAGAUAAUUCAGCUUGCCUUUGGUGAAUCGACCCAUGGAGCCUCACGCUUUCCGCAGGGUGGAAAAUGCGACGGCGUGCUUGGUAGCUGUGGCAGGAAUGUUUCUGAGGUGCCAGAGAGACAGUACCCUAACAGGAGGGAUGCAGAGCACGGGGAGAUGAUGGAGGGCAGUGCCGGCACCAAGAACAGCAGCGGCAGCAUCGUCAUCAGCGACGAGGACACCCAAACAGACACUCUGGGCAGCAAUGAGGCUUACUCCAUCAGUCUCCUGGAGGAUGACGGAUGCACAGACAACACGCUCUGGAUUCUGGAGAAUGAUGGAUUCCCGGACAGGAAGACAGUGGUUUGUUUAUCCAGCGAUCAAGGGGCGGGAGCUGAGUUUGGUGGGACUGUUGAAGACCUGGACGAUUCUAGUGAAUCCCUGUCAUGCUGGUCCACUGCAUCCGGCCCCUCCCUUGCUGUGGAGCACAGUCCUGCAGUGCUCUGCAAAGACUGUGUGAAGCUCUUCAGAAAGAUGAAGAAAAGGAAGAACUGGAAAAACACCAUUGACUAUGAUCCUACUUCCUUAUCAUGUGAAAUGUGGGUUCUGAAAAAAAGAUGGCACCCAAGAAGAUUUCACAAUGUCAAGGGAAAGUUGUGGGCACAUUUAAGCCGAAUAAGGAAGGCUAACUUGAGCAACGGAGACCCUGUAGGGACAAAAAGGUUUUGCUCAAGACCCCCUGUGUUUCUACAGAGGAACCUGGCAAGGUGCAAGUCAGUCCCGGUCCAGAGCAGGCGGCAGGUGAGGGGGCCGAAGACGCUCCAAGUGGCCAAGCGCAGACGCCUUCAGAAGAGGAGCAGGAGGAGGAAGCCGUGCCAGUCGAAGGGAUCGGAGUCCCUUGCAGCCUCUCUGCCCACCGGCUCGGACGCGGGUGUCUGGGUGGCUGACAGUGGUAUUGGACAGGAGCUGGACAGGGCUCGCCGGGUGCUGGACUUCGAUAAGACUGAGCCUCUGGAGCCGAGUGGCGGGUCUCUGGGCUGCAGUGCCACUCAGUUGGGCACUAAGAGCUCCUCGCCGUGUAAGAAGUCCCCAAAAAAAUUUUCCUGGGUGGGAGAGGGGGGCUUUAGAUCAAUGCUCUCUGAGCUCCAAAAGUGCAGAAGCACUGUUGUAGAAGAACUUCACAACUCCAUGUCUUAGUAAGUUUAAUUGGUUUUGCCUAAGCACGGGUUUGUGUAUUAAAUGCUGAUCAAAUUGUGUUAGAACCUGGAUUGAUGAAGCUGUCUUUUUAUAGUACUGGAUUUGUUUUGCUGUGGAAAUGGGAGAUGGCAGUCUUAAUAAACUAGACUAAUUUGACAGUCAGUUAUGAAUAUUUUUUGUUGAACCUUGGCUAACAUUUGCACCUUUGAUUUCCAGUACAGGGCAGUAAGUAGAGGACCUUGUCACGUACGUAGUAAGGCAGCCAUUCUCUCAGAAUUAACACAAUUCAGCUCACUUGUUUGUUUGCAAGUAUAGCCUGGGUUUUGUUAUGCUGUUCAGUAAAUGAUCUAAUCCAAAUUGACGUUGCAUAGCUGCCGGAUUUGCAUUUCUUGCCAUGUAUGGAAGUCAGGCCUGCAAGGUAACCAAGCGAUUGUCAAUUGACAGGUUGACUGACGAAUCCAUUGUUGCUAAUAUAUUGUGCAUUUUUUUGUUCUUUGUUAAUAUGAGGUCCUCUUGUUAGAUUUAAGAUUAGAAAGGCUGACAGAAUCAAUGCACGCAUACAAAUGCGGAUUCCUCUAACCUUAAGCCCAGGAGGAUGGUCCUGUAAUUAUAUGGUAAUUAAAACGAGCCUUGUCAGUCGCAAUUAAAACAAAGAAGCACCCUCGUAAUUGUUAUAAACGACGGUGUUUGAUUCGAUUUGUAAGUAAGAGAAUGAGUUAGGUAUUGUAUUAAUCAUUUAAGCCCUAAUUAUCUUACCAUCAUAGCCCUCAAAGCAGAUUCGCUUAAAUUACUGCACGAACACGUUUAACCUCACGGGGGCGCCAGUUCAUCACGGGUUUUUGCCGCCUUGGCUCAGGAACGCUACGGUUUGUAGGGAUUCUUCGGGAAUAGCAGAUAACUGUGCGGUGGAUUGAUUUGCAGUGAACCAUAAAUUAAAAAUCGAAAUUUCGUCUAAAUGUGAAGAUCGUGUUAAUUGUGUAGCCUUUUAAAUUUACUGGCCAUUUGGGAGCUUUGAUGUCAAAAUUCAAUUAUUCUAUUGCAGCUCUUUAUAAAUGGUGUUUUCAUGAAAGAUGACAGUCACUGAAAUGCAUAUUUAAAAAUGCGGGAAUUGGGUAGGCCUAUACAUACUUAGUAGUCAUAUUGUAAACCAAUCAAAUCCCACAUUUUGAAAAUACAGCAGUUAUCUCUCUUCUGAACAUGUUAUAAGUCCUGCACAAUUUGCAAACCAGAUUUCUCUAAAAUGCAUCUGUAAAAACAAGUUAUUGUUGAGAAAGCAAAUUUGGACUUUAAUGGGUUAAAAUAAAGUUGACGUAUGCUUUCGCUUAAAAAAAAAUAAAUGGCAUGGAAUCGAGCAUAUCACAGGCGCACAAGUCCUUGGCCGAACUUCAGAAGGAGAAGUAUAUAAUUCAUUCUGCAAAGUCGCACCCUUUCGUUCUGGCGCUGACAGGCGGACGCACUUCGCACUGUGGGAAAGGACUGAACAUCUGUACGAAUCUGUACAGAUCACGAAAUAAAAAUAGCCAUGCAGUAUUAACAUCAACCACUGUUUUUACGCUAAAGACAAAAUGAGACAUUUUCCCAAGACAAGUACACGUCUGUAAUCGCUUUAUAGCGUCACUUAGGAAAAGUCUGAAGAGACAGAGAGCCAGUAAAGGGCUAAGAGGAUUUGAGUCGACCAGUCAGCCAACAACGCGAUUACAUUUCCUAAUCAAGGCAGACUAAGAAAAUUAGAUCGACACUUUUGUUCAGCACUGCCGGGCUGUUUUUAGGUAGGUUAAUCCCAAAACUCUUACUGGAGUUUGCACGUCUGGAUGAGCUGAGCAUCAGAGAAGUUUAUUGCUGCCUUAUCGGAAUCCUUUGGGACUUCGCCGAAGAGUCUGAAUAUUUUAAAAUUCCGCAGCCGAGUGGAGGACAAUACCGUAGCGCAAAUGAAAGGUUAACCACAGCAAUAUGGUGUGUCUGCUUGCGGGGACUACCAAAUCUGCAAAAGUGGAUUUAUGCCCUUCUCAAGCGAAAGAAGUGGUUUAACGGAAGCCAGCAAAGAUGAGAAGGCAGAACUCGUUCCUGAUCUUUUGGUGCAUGCAUCUGGUUACUGGCAGCAGAGUGCAGGCUCCAGCGACAGAGCUUAUCGAAUGGGAAAAUGAGCAGAAUCUUCCUUCCAGCGUCGCCAGUCCCCGAAUGGCAAACCCUCUGCGCUUGUUUGCCAAGAGCCCUUCUGGACUCAAGCAGGCAGCCAGGGAUGUGUCGUAUUUAGACAACAUGGAGGACCUCUGGGACUGGCUGUCCAAUCAGACGGACACACGGGAAACGCGUGCCAGGGCCAAGCGGAGACCCAUCGUAAAAACAGGGAAGUUCAAAAAAAUGUUCGGCUGGGGAGAUUUCCACUCAAACAUCAAGACGGUGAAGCUGAACCUGCUGAUCACCGGCAAGAUCGUGGACCACGGCAACGGCACGUUCAGCGUCUACUUCCGGCACAACUCCACCGGCCAGGGCAAUGUUUCAGUGAGCCUGGUGCCCCCAUCCAAGGUGGUGGAGUUUGAGAUCUCACAGCAGUCCACACUGGAGACCAAGGACACAAGGGCCUUCAACUGCCGCAUCGAGUACAAGAAGACAGACCGGGUCAAGAAGACGGCAUUUUGCAACUUUGACCCAUCCAAGACCUGCUAUGAAGAACAGACCCAGUUUCACGACUCCUGGUUGUGCUCAAAGCCCUUCAAGGUCAUUUGCAUCUACAUCGCUUUCUUCAGCGUUGACUACAAACUGGUACAGAAGGUUUGCCCUGACUACAAUUACCAUAGUGACACCCCUUAUCUCUCUACGGGCUGAAGUCACUUCUGCAUGUUUAUGGGUCUCUUGGAGCACUGAUGGUCUCUGGGGCCUUAGCUGACCUGUCUGGUGACCCUGCAAAGUCAUAAACACCAUGUGUUCCAUCUCUGUCAUGAGCAAAUAUCAAGUUUCCUCCAGAUGUUGAGGGAGAGGAUAUGCUGUGGACUUUCUGACGAAUUCCAGGUUUUGUGCCAGCCAACCGCAUCACCAUCAACCUCAUUUUUAGAUGUAUAGUUAGGAUCUACAUUUUUUUUAAAACAGAUUGGAGUUGUUAAUAAAACUUAAUAGUCUUUUUUGCAGUGGAGGUGUACAGAAUUUUUUUUUUUCCUGUGACAGACCUUAUUGUCAGAUAUUUCCUGCUUUCAGUUUUCUGGUAGGCAGACUGUUUUAGCUUACAUUGUGCAGCUGAUUCUGUGACAAUUUAACAUUGUCCCUCCCCUGAAUAGGACUUUAAAAGCUUACUUGAAAUCUUCCAAUUUUGACCGAAGGCACUUGGCUUUAACGGACUGCAGCUCUGCUACCGAAUGCUUUCGAGUAUCACUCCAAGUAAUCUUCAAUUUCCCCCAAGCCACAUAUAAAUUAAAAUCCUACUUAGAGCUGUCCGACAAGACCGAGCAGAGCACAGGCUUGCAGUUUACGGGGUUCAGUUGGCUUGGUUUCAGUACCGUGGCAGAAUUAUACGGAGGUGCUUCGUCUGUGCUGGGGGGUGUCGGAGUCUGUCGGCGGGGGGGAGCAUGUGUAUGACAGUAAAUCUACUUUUCUACUAGUAUGCAACUAAAUCAUUGUAUUUUGAGAGCCAUAUUCCAUAUACCAGGCACUUUCAGACCACAGUACAGCCCGUGCUGAAAAACAAAUACGAAUAAUAUUCUGUAAAUACACCCUGUAAGCUUUAUGGCGUUUUCCUGCUCCCGUUGUCAUCCCGGUGUCUUUCAUGGUAUAAGCCUAGGACGCGUUUUACUUUCACUUUAAACGGAGAAGCGUGCCGUGAAUUCAAAAGUUUAAUUUCACAUGCCGGGAGACAACUUCUUAAAAUUGAGCCGCUACUCAGGUGGCUGGAAUGAAGCUGGCAAGCGCUAAAUAUAACUUUGUCAUGGUCUUGCCACAGAGCUCGACAUUUCCGCGCUUUUAAUUAACAGUAAUUAUAGUGAGAAAUGCAAUUUGCAUAUCGUGACUGAGCAGACCAGCGGCCGAAAGUAAAAUUAACCUUGGCGAUGUGAAGGUACGCAAGCGUGCCGUUCAUAUUUUGUUUACUCUCCUUUUUUCUGACUGAUUUACUGUGGCUGAAAAGAUAGAACCCCAGCCGUCCCAUGAGGUAAAGUGUGAAUUAUCCUUUGCUCCCCCCUCUCUGAAACCAUCCAAUGUUACCGUGUCCUUACCUGCAUCCUUGUUUGUGUUAUGGUCCCGUGUAAAACGCUUUACAUUUCAUGUGUGCUCUUACCUUUAUAAAACAUCACUGUGCGUAUUAUGCACUUUAUUGCUAAAUCACUCUAACUCUCUGCAGUCAUUUAAAUGACGUCAUACCUUUGGUCCUUGCUAGUGGUUAUUCAUAUGUAUAGUUUUUUAAGGUGUUUACCGUAGUAGGUGAAUGAAAUUCCUGGUUAAUUAUUCUGCAACUAAUGACUCUGGCUUAAUUUAUUCUUAAAAAUUACACGAACGAGGCAUUUGUAAAAAUGGGCUUGUUUUGAGAUGUACCUGUAUAUUUGGUUAUUUCUGGAAAAUGUUUAGGCUUUAUAUAGGCUAUGUAUAGUGUACAUUUUUGUUUACUCUGAAAAGGGUUUAUUUUGUGAUUAAAAUUUUGUUCGGAAAACA